This is a messenger RNA of Plectropomus leopardus (leopard coralgrouper), 1592 nucleotides long. It is a transcript of the gene ubxn2a, whose product is annotated as UBX domain protein 2A. Gene Ontology annotation, biological process: membrane fusion; autophagosome assembly; Golgi organization. The record is from RefSeq and is a predicted model, not a curated record. Lineage: Eukaryota; Metazoa; Chordata; Actinopteri; Perciformes; Serranidae. Gene Ontology annotation, cellular component: cytosol; nucleus. Gene Ontology annotation, molecular function: ubiquitin binding.
CCGGAUUAACCGACAACACGAGGACUGAUGGGAAACACACAACGUCAUGAAAGAGGUUGACACUGUCGGGGGUGAGAAAGAUGAACAUUGUGAGGAAAACGAAGAGGAGGCUCCAAUGAGGCGCAGCUUCUCGGUCGAGGACCUCCUCGAUGAGGUGGAGAAGAUCUGUUACGAUGCCUCGGGGACAUCGAAGGUGGAGAUGGUGGUGAGGCUGUGGAAGGACGGCUUCACCGUAAACGACGAGGACUUUCGCAGCUACUCCAUUCCAGAGAAUCAAGACUUCCUGGACGCCAUCAAACGCGGGGAGCUCCCGGCGGAGUGGGAGAGCAGAGCCGAGGAGGAGGAGCUGGAGAUCAGCGUGGAGGAUCUGACCGAGGAGAAAUAUGUUCCCAGGAAAAAGGCCUUUCACCCCUUCAGCGGCCGAGGGUACCGACUCGGCAGCGUUGCACCCAGAGUCGUGGCCAGGUCACCAUCUGUGCACGAGGACGGAGAAUCUCCUCCUAUUCCCAUGGUAACACUAGACCAUGCCCUUCCCGUCACCUCCCUGCAGAUCUGGUUGGUUGACGGAAGGAGAUUGGUGCAGAGGUUUAACCUAUCGCAUCGGAUCACGGAUGUUCAAGAUUUCGUGGCGCGCUGCCAGAGGAGCUGCCCACCUUUCGUCCUGACGACAUCAGUCCCUUUCCGGGAGCUCGACGACAAAGAAUUGAGUCUCGAGGAAGCCGAUUUAGCGAACGCCGUCAUCGUCCAGAGACCCCUGAACACACAGGCGCCGUUUGGACACUCCUGACUAAAAGGGCCCCCCCUGUAAUUCACACAGCACGCCACUUAUUCCCUUCACUUCCACCUCACUAUGACCCUGACCGCAGUCUCAAGGCCGCCUAUACAGUCUGUAUUUACUCUGCAGUUUGUGCUGCAUCUGAUGAUUGUUGUUUACUAAUCUCCGUGUGGGAUUAUCUACAGCCUAAUAAUGGAGAUAUUGUCAGUUCCUCACCACCACAGGUGCUGAGGUGCUGUCAGCAACACAUACUUUGUCUUUUUUUUUUUCCUCUGGAGGACAUUGUCUACCUUCCUGCACACCUCACCAAACCCCAAAACCACUUCUGUCCCCCGUGCAGAUGGUCAACCAUGUGUGUCCAUCUGUUGGUCGUACUCUCCCUUCUCCCCUCACACACACACACACACACACACACACACACACACACGUGCACAAUACCACCACCAGCACCACCAACCAACUCUCUAAAGUCUUCCCAAACUGUGAUCACCAGUUUCUCUGCACUAUUUACAGUGGAAUAAACAAGGGGCUGAUAUUUCAACACGUAUCUCUGAGUUUACAGUAAUAUUUAAUGAACGUAUGAUGUUUUAUUUGCACAUUGUUAUGAUUUUAAAAAAGAGAAAAUACAACAGCUUGUUUUUUUGUGUUGGCCUGUUAGACGUUUAUUUAUUGUUUGCCUUUUUGCAGUUUACGUGAUCAGUUGCCUUUGUUCUCGGGUGGAGGAGAUUUAAUUCAGAAUGUACAAGGUGUUGUUUUAUUUGACUGCAUCCUUUUAAGACAUAUCGCAUACUAAGGGACAAUAAAAAUCCCCCCCAAA